UCUCUAGUCUAUCUCUAGGUACUUCCAUCUGAGCUGAGCCUGAAGAGUGAUCAAAUUGAAGCAGUAUUCUCUCAAGCAAAUCUUUGACAGGAUGAGGAGCUUCGUCUGCUUGUCACUGGGUGCAGCUGUGAUCUUGCUUCUGGUAUUGGCUUCGGCCAUGGAGGCUGGAGCCAUCCGACUCGACGCGGGGACCCGGGCCUCAGUCAGCGGCGGCAGUAACCAAACGGCCACUGAUAAACCAACUAUGAACAAUGUCGUCGAUGUGGUCAAGGCUUCUGCUGGCUCAACAAGCGAGACGAAGAAGAGCGUGGACGUUGCCACGGGUGAAGUUAGGGCGGUGGCGCAUAAGAUGCCAGAGUUCCAUGAGGACUACUACGGCCCGAGUGAUCACAGCCCUAGGCACCACUGAUGGAGCAAAUUCUACACUGUUUGCUUUGUUUGUGUUUCCUCUCUCGAUCGAUGAUCUCUUGUAGAACAGAGUAUUUAUAGCUAGGUAGACGGUGACGGCUGUAGGCUAUUCAUGUAAGCUCAAGCA
Triticum urartu is the source of this 535-nucleotide messenger RNA. RefSeq lists its product as uncharacterized. Lineage: Eukaryota; Viridiplantae; Streptophyta; Magnoliopsida; Poales; Poaceae. The record is from RefSeq and is a predicted model, not a curated record.